UAAUAAACGCCGACGUGAAUCCUGGGGUGCUCGGGUCGGAUGCAACGUCAAAUUCGGCCCUAGACUACCUAGGUAUCUUCAGGGUAUCUUCCCCUCAUAAAAACAUUUAAGGAAGUAGAAGGAGUCGAGAAAGAGGAGUAAUGGAACUUUGACCACAUAAAUCAAUAAAAAUCUUCAUCAUGGAGCAUUACCUUACACGCUUCGCUCUUGUUGUCGCAACUUGCAACUUGUUAGUUGCACCUGCUUCAGGCAAAACCUGUACCGUGAAAUCUAGUGGGAUCAAUACGACCGACGAUGCCCCAGCAAUACUUGAUGCGUUCAAAGAAUGUGGGAAAAAUGGAAGAGUGGUAUUUGAACCUACCACUUACUAUAUUUCAUCUGUCUUGAACAUUACCUGGCUUGAGAAUGUGACGGUUGACAUAUAUGGGACGCUAUUGUGGAGUACCGACAUCCAGUACUGGCUGAACCACUCCUUGGAUGUAGGAUAUCAGAAUCAAUCAACUGCAUUUAUCUUAGGCGGGGAUCGAGUACAGUUGGAUGGACAUAACGAAGGAACUUUCGAUGGUAAUGGCGACUAUUGGUACGAAUGGAUUGCACAGCAAGAGAACACAUCCAAUUAUCCCGGUAGACCACACGCAAUUACUUUUAAUGGGCUUCGAAACUCUGUGGUGAAGGGUCUUCGUUUCUUACGGAGUCAAAUGUGGACAAUGUCUAUCAUUUAUUCGGAUCACGUCGUCCUUGACAGUAUCUUCGUUAAUAAUACCGGGAAUCGAUCGCAAAGCUCAAAUACUGACGGGGCGGACACAAUACGAUCAUCUUAUAUCAUAUUUAACAACUGGACAGUUUAUAAUGGUGAUGACAGUAUUUCACUCAAAGCGGAUAGUUACAAUGUUAGCGUCACGAACUCGUAUUUCUACAAUGGUAGUGGCAUUGCGUUAGGGAGUAUCGGGCAAUAUUAUGGCGUUGAGGAGCACAUUACGGGAUUUAGCGUUGAAAAUGUCACCUUUGACAAUACUCUCCACGCAGUAUACUUUAAAACUUGGACCGCCGACCAGAAUGGGUAUCCACCGAAUGGGGGAGGCGGGGGUUUAGGAGAUGCUUCAGAUAUGAAUUUCACCAAUGUUUUUGUCACAGGAAUUCGCGGCGCGGCAUUUUCCAUUUCCCAGUGUACCAGGUUCGACGGGGCUCCUGGGGAAGGUAACUGCACAAAUUCCCAGUUCCAAAUUCGAGAUGUUGCCGUAUAUAACCUGCUAGGGACGACGAAAUCGAAUAGGAUAGCCAGUUUGCAGUGCAGUGCUGUUGAGCCCUGUACUGAUAUUGGGCUUUUCGACGUCGAUUUGAAAUUCGACAAUGGCACUGCGGCGACGGACUAUCUAUGUGGGAAUGUCAAGUCACCACAAGGUUUCAACUGUACAGGAGAGCCGUGUGUUGGUGGCAGCGCCUCGGGGGAGUGUUGAAUUCAAAUCUGCAUCGAACACAAAGUAGUAGCAUGAGGGUAGUGUUGGAGUAUAUUAGCCAACCCAAUGCUCAGAUCAUUACCAU
Messenger RNA from Hypoxylon trugodes, 1542 nucleotides. Its product is annotated as galacturan 1,4-alpha-galacturonidase B. Bases 180 to 1457 code for a protein of 425 amino acids. Gene Ontology annotation, molecular function: polygalacturonase activity. The transcript is spliced from 6 exons. NCBI's taxonomy places the organism in Eukaryota, Fungi, Ascomycota, Sordariomycetes, Xylariales, Hypoxylaceae. The record is from RefSeq and is a predicted model, not a curated record. Gene Ontology annotation, biological process: carbohydrate metabolic process.